GCACAGGAGAUGACCAACCAUACAUCUUGCGGUGCAGGGAUGGGAGUUACUGUGGACUAAAUACAUUCUGUAACACAGAGUGAGAGUGUAUAUUGUAGUUACUGAUUGAACGAAAGUACUACACAGUCUCUCCUCCUCCUCCCCCUCUUGCUCACAAUCAAAUCAUUUCAGAUGAACAAAGUAAAAUGAAUGAGGAAAUGGUGGUUGGCUCAUCUCCAGUCCAACUCUUCCCUCCUUGAUGUCCCAGGCCUAUAAAAACCAGCCUCCAUGACACAGCCUCCAAAACAAGCAGCGCUCAUUGACAUAGAGAGCCCGAGACAGAAAGAGAAAAGACAUUCACAGAGGGUUAUGCACAUUCACCACCAACAGCACUGAGGGCACCCUGCGCAAAAGGCUAUAGGAGGCCUUCAGCAAACAAUCAAUCUGGAGCAACCAAGUCUUAGUUAAAAUCUAAGACCUCAUCUCACCCACCCAGCCAGUCCUUUCACGGAUCACAGUCCUUUCAAGGACACACAGGAUUGGGACACACAGAUCUCGGACCCCCCUCUGUACAGGAUGGCUGUCAGCGAAAAUGGCAGCAGUGUGACUGUGGAGACAAGUGCUGAGGAGAGGCCUAAAAGUGCAGAGGAGAGGCCUAAAUGGGACAACAAAGUUCAGUACCUGCUGACUUGCAUUGGCUUUGCGGUGGGCCUGGGCAACGUGUGGAGAUUCCCAUAUCUCUGCCAGGUGUAUGGGGGAGGUGCGUUCCUCAUCCCCUACCUGAUAGCGCUGGUGUUUGAGGGUCUUCCUCUGCUCUACCUGGAGUUGGCUAUCGGCCAGCGGCUCCGACUGGGCAGCAUCGGGGUGUGGAACUCCAUCUCCCCCUACCUGGGAGGAGUGGGUAUGGCUUCCAUGAUGGUGUCUUUCCUGGUGGGCCUCUACUACAACACCAUACUGGCCUGGGUGCUCUGGUACUUCUUUCACUCCUUCCAGGACCCGCUGCCUUGGAGUGAAUGCCCCGUUAAAGAGGACCUAUCAGGCUAUGUACAAGAGUGUGUGGACAGCACGCCUGUCAACUACUUCUGGUACAGACAGACACUGAACGUGACGUCCAACAUUGAGACCAACGGCUCUCUGCAGUGGUGGCUGGUGCUGUGCCUGGCCACGGCCUGGUGCAUCGUCUACAUCUGCUUCAUCAGGGGCAUAGAGACCAUUGGCAAGGCAGUGUACAUCACGGCCACCUUCCCGUACCUGGUGUUGACCAUCUUCCUGGUGCAAGCUCUGACUCUCCCUGGAGCCACCGAGGGCCUCAUCUACCUAUUCACUCCAAAUUGGGAGCUGCUGAAGAACCCCAGGGUGUGGCUGGACGCUGCCACUCAGAUCUUCUUCUCCCUCUCACUGGCCUUUGGCGGGCUCAUCGCAUUCUCCAGCUACAACGCAGAGAAAAACAACUGUGAAAGAGAUACACUUCUAGUGGGCUGCAUCAACAGUGCCACCUCUCUCUACGCCUCCAUCUCAAUAUUCGCCAUCUUGGGCUUCAAGGCAAUGACAAACUACAACACCUGCCUACAGGGUAACAUCUUGGCUCUCACCAACGCCUUUGAUGUUGGAGAUCAGAACAUAACUGUUGAGAACUAUGAGAGCUGGCUAGUCAGCCUGACCUCAUCCGAUGAAACCAAAGUCUCCAGUCUGAAUCUGACCAAGUGUGAGCUUCAGACGUUCCUGGACGAGAGCGUAUCAGGAACAGGCCUGGCAUUCAUCGUGUUUACGGAGGCGGUGAUCUCCAUGCCGGGCUCUCAGGUGUGGGCGAUUCUCUUCUUCAUCAUGCUCUUUAGCCUGGGCCUGUCCUCCAUGUUUGGGAAUCUGGAAGGUGUCCUGGCCCCUCUCAACGACCUCAAGAUACUGCCCAAGUGGGUGCCCAGUGAACUCAUCUCAGCGACUCUGUGUCUGAUAUCUCUGUUGUUUGGCCUGGUGUUCACCAUGGGUUCUGGAAACUACUGGCUGGAGAUCUUCAAUAACUACGUGGGCUCAGUCUCUCUGCUCAUCAUCGCCUUCUUCGAGCUCAUUGGAGUCGUUGCGUUUCGUGGCAUGAAACAGUUCAGUGAUGAUAUCGAGUUCAUGACAGGGAAGCGUCCCAACCUGUUCUGGAGGGUGUGCUGGAUGGGCAUCAGCCCUGCUCUGCUGGUGGUCAUCCUAGUGGCAUACGUGGCAGUCCAGGCCACAACAGUGCCCACCUACCCAGCAUGGAACCCAGACUAUGUCAACUUCCCCCAGACGGAGGUCCUUCCCUACCCUGAUUGGGUGUUUGCCAUGUGUGUUCUGCUGGUGGCUAUUCCAGUGGCGCCCAUACCUAUCGUGGCCCUGUACAGACUCAUCCAGCGAUACUGCUGCAGAUCUAAAGCAGUAGAGCCAAGCAGAUCCUCCAACCCAUAUGCAAACGAAGGCUUUAACAUGGACACAUAAAACAACCAGAUCUCUCCUGCAAUGAGAACACACCAGAAUCCUAUUCGUUAUGUCUGAUAAGGAUUUUAUUUACUCUAGCAGAAGACUAUGGCUGUAUUAUUUAAUAGGUAUUUCAAGCAGUUUCCUCUUAAACUGUGCACCCAGAGAAGACUACUUAUUUCUACUAUGUAUCAUAAAUAUAAUACAUUGUAUCUUUUCAUGUUUCAGUCUUUGAAAACAU
Molecule: messenger RNA, 2662 nt
Organism: Engraulis encrasicolus (European anchovy)
Lineage: Eukaryota; Metazoa; Chordata; Actinopteri; Clupeiformes; Engraulidae
Gene: slc6a18
Product: solute carrier family 6 member 18
Exons: 12
Coding region: 556-2442 (628 amino acids)
Biological process (GO): sodium ion transmembrane transport
Cellular component (GO): plasma membrane
Source: RefSeq, a predicted model, not a curated record